This is a messenger RNA of Cordyceps fumosorosea ARSEF 2679, 1317 nucleotides long. RefSeq names its product Major facilitator superfamily domain, general substrate transporter. Gene Ontology annotation, molecular function: transmembrane transporter activity. Bases 1 to 1317 code for a protein of 438 amino acids. Gene Ontology annotation, biological process: transmembrane transport. Lineage: Eukaryota; Fungi; Ascomycota; Sordariomycetes; Hypocreales; Cordycipitaceae. Gene Ontology annotation, cellular component: fungal-type vacuole membrane. The record is from RefSeq and is a predicted model, not a curated record. The transcript is spliced from 3 exons.
AUGGCUUCGGAAAACCCCACGAAACAGCCAGCCAGCGACGCCGUGACCGGCUCCUCCUCGCUGGUCCCCGACGACGCAGCUGAUGUUGGGCCAAGUGUCGACUCGUCAUCGCUAUCGCAACCGCCCAAGGAAGACUGGCGCGCCUGGAUGCAGGUCCUCGGCGCAUUUUGUAUCAACCUGAAUACCUGGGGCAUGAUGAACUCGUACGGCGCGUUCCAGACAUACUACCAGCUCCAUCUCCUAAGCGGCCACUCCGCCUCCGACAUCGCCUGGAUCGGCUCCACGCAGGCCUUCCUGCUCUUCAUCGUGUCCAUGGCCGCCGGCGCGCUCUUUGACGCUGGCUUCGCGGGCGCGUUGCUCUGGGGCGGGGGGGCCCUGGUCGUCGCCGGCGUGAUGCUGCUCAGCGCCGCCUCGCUCUACUGGCACGUCUUCCUCACCCAGGCCGUCAUGGUCGGGCUGGGCUUCGGCCUGCUCUACCUAGUCGCCCCAGCCGUCGUAUCCCAGUACUUUAGCCGCAGAACCGCCCUAGCCAUGGGCGCGUCGUCGGCCGGUAGUGCAAUCGGCGGUGUCGUCUUUCCCAUCGCCUUCUCUAGCCUGGUUGAACGGCUCGACUUUGGCUGGGCCUGCCGCAUCCUUGGCUUCAUCCUCCUAGUCACCUCUGUCAUCCCCGCGCUCCUCAUGCGCUCUAAGGAACCCCCCAACCGCGACCGCAAGCUCUUCGACGCCACCGCACUGCGCGACGUCCCCUACUUGCUCCUCAACGCCGGCCUCACCUUCGGCUUCAUGGGCCUCUACAUCGUCUUCUACUACAUUGAGCUGCUCGCUCGCGAUCGCACCCACGUGUCCGACUCCCUGGCCCGCUAUCUGCUCGUCAUCAUCAACCUCAGCUCGCUCCCCGGCCGCAUCAUCCCGGGCUACUACGCCGACCAGGUCGGCUCCAUCAACGUCCAGACCGCCGUCGCCCUGCUCUCCGCAGUUCUGACCUUUUGUUUGUGCGCCAUCCGCUCCGCUGCCGGACUGGUUGUAUUCUGCGUCAUCUACGGCUUCUUCUCGGGCGCCUUCAUGGGCUUGCCCGCCGCGGGCAUCGUCCGCCUCUCCGACGACAAGAGCAAGAUCGGCAUCCGCAUAGGCAUGACCCUCGGAACGGUCGGGUUCGGCGUGCUGAUCAGCAAUCCGAUUGCGGGUGCGAUCGUCUACCCCGGCAAUGACUGGCUGGGACUGAUUUCGUGGUGCGGCGCGCUCCUCUUUGCGUCUAGCUUUUGCUUGGUGGCCAGCCGCGUUUCCAAGGCUGGCUGGGGGCUGACGACGGUGAUUUGA